Molecule: messenger RNA, 1074 nt
Organism: Closterium sp. NIES-65
Lineage: Eukaryota; Viridiplantae; Streptophyta; Zygnematophyceae; Desmidiales; Closteriaceae
Source: the annotation of a GenBank genome assembly
AUGCCUCCCUCUCAGCCCCCCCGCGUGCCGACUGGCGGGCGCCCUCCCCCACCACGGAGGGGGGGCGCGCAUGGGGGGAACGGCGGAGCGACGAAGAAGCGCGGGAGGGAGAACGAGACGGGGAAGGGGGAGGAGGCGGGAGGCGGGGAUGCGGCGCGAAUUUACGCGGAAGUGAACAGUGGCGCGCAGCAGGACGUCAUGCGCGCAGUGUGCCCCGCCGAUAACAUGGCGGCACCCGCGCGAGGCAGCGGCGGUGGCGCAUCGAGCGACCCGCUGGCGGGCGUGGAGGCGCGCAUCGGCGCGCUGCUCGCGUCGGGCGGGCGCAAGGUGGGCGGCGGUGGCGGCAGCAGCUACAGUGUUCCGCGUAUGGAGGUGCUGCUGGAGGUGCCGGGGGGGAAGAAGCGUGCGGGGAAGGACGUGGUGAGGCGCGGGGGGAGUGUGGCAGAGGCAGGGGGACGGGACGCGGGGAAGCGGAGCAGGCAGAGGAGCAGAGCGGGGGGAGUGGAGCGGCUGGUGUGGGAGCUGAAGGCGCGCCCUGAGCUGUGCAGCUUCACCCGCAUGGCGCCCCUGGCAGCAGCAUGGAGCGACUAUGCUGCUGCGCUCUGCCGCUCUGCCGCUGCACAAACACCAACGCCCGGCCCGCCGGCUGCCUCCGCCUCUGAGCUCUUCUUCUUUUCAUCCCCCUCUGUUCAAUCUCCCCAUGUCCUCCCAUUCGAUUCCCCCCCAUAUCCUCCCUGCUGCAGGCGUAUGGGUGCAUGGGUGGCAGCGAUGGACCUCCACGGCGCCAUGCUCACAGUGGCACGUGCAGCCUCCUCAGGCCAUGUGGGGGUGGGCGGCAUGGUGCUGGCAGAGUCCACGUCAGCAUUCCACCUCCUCACAAACGAUGAUCGCCUCAAAGUCAUCCCUAAGCAGGGUGCCGAGUUUCGUCUGCAUCUGCCGCCUCUGCUGCUGCAGUCAGCAGCGCCAAGGCAAGCAGCGGGAGCACCCCCACCGCAAGCACAACAGCGCGUGGUCACACUGCAGGGGGACCUCAUGCGCACUCGCCCUCGCAUGCGCUAUGGGGACGCCCUUUGA